Trichosporon asahii var. asahii CBS 2479 is the source of this 3174-nucleotide messenger RNA. RefSeq lists its product as uncharacterized. Bases 1 to 3174 code for a protein of 1057 amino acids. The record is from RefSeq and is a predicted model, not a curated record. Gene Ontology annotation, cellular component: mRNA cleavage and polyadenylation specificity factor complex. Lineage: Eukaryota; Fungi; Basidiomycota; Tremellomycetes; Trichosporonales; Trichosporonaceae. The transcript has 3 exons.
AUGUCGCUCUACGCCGACGAUGAAGACCUCUACCCCUCGCUCCCCGGGAGCACCGUCUCGGCGGCGCCCACAGACCCCCUUCAGGCGCUCGCGGCCGCGGUGCAGGCUACCCCAGAGACACCAGAGCAGGCCGACGCUCUCCAGGCCGCCGGCACACGAUUCGAGGACCACCCAGACAAGCUCCCCGAGGUCAUCGAGAAGCUUCUGCCCAUGGUCGUCGAGGGCCCUGACUCGCUCCUCCGAGCUUGGACGCUAGACAUGCUCGCGCUCACGGUCGGACGGGCGGGUCUCCGAACGGAGGUCAAAAUGGAUGAGCUGUCAUCCCAAUCUUCGCGACGGUUUAUCCCAUGCUCUUCCGGCAUCUCGAAACUGUACGACGUAUUCCAGACAUCGAAGGCGCGCAUCCUGUCGCUCGUCCUCGACCCCGGCGCGCGACCGCAAAACGUCGGUAUCAAGGCGGCGGCUUGGAAGUACAUUCAGCGGGUACUGCUGGUCGGAGUGCGAGCGGGUGGUGACCCCCGACUGCAAGCGCGGAGUAACGACGUGAGCGUUGCUCUAAUCCAGCCCGGCUCGCUCCUGAACCCAGCCAAGAUUGAGGAGGAGGCGAACCUGCUCCGAACGCAGCUCGUGACACAACUGUACGGACUCGACGACCCCGCGAUCCUCGCUCCAAUCAUCAACACCUUCCCUCCUCUCGUGAAGCAGCGGCCGGCACUUGCCCCGCUCAUCGUGCAGUCCAUGGCGGCAUGGACUCCGAGUGCGAUGGAGGCAGCUCGGCGACCGCCGAUGCAGAUCCGCAGUGUUGAGAAGACGAUGCGUGCGGUCAUGGCGCACAUCGCCCGUCAUCCGCCCCUCGUUGGUUUCAGCGCGCAGCUGCACGACGCUCUCGGAAGGCAGAAGCAGCGCAUGGAGAUGGCGUACGCCGCGGACGCUGACGCGCGGAGACAGCGACGUGCCAACAUGGCCGCUGCGCGGGCUGGAAAGCAUCCCCUCGAGUCUGAGGCGGAGAGCAGCGGAAGCGCGGCCAAGCGCGCUCGGAUGGAGGUACUUCUGGGAAGUGGAGACGGGAAGGGCUCGGUCAUGUUUGACGUUUCGCAACUUGCGCUCGAGCCAGUCAUCGAUGCCGUUGUGGCAGCGCUCGGAGCGGCGUCGGACGACUUCCUUACCCGUGCAUGCGAGGCGGGCCGGCAAGCGAUCCUGGACGACCAUCCUGAUGCCGUGCAGGCUCUAGCACCUGCGCUCCUGAGGGCGGAGGACAGAGAAGAUGCGGUGGUGAACCCGCUGGAGAUGCUGGACGAUGACGACGAUGAGCUACUCCUUGAGCCAAUGGAGGACGAACUCGAGCAGCAGGUGACGAUCGCCGACUUCCGGCUGCCGCCACCCGAACCGCUUCCGGAGACUGAGAAGGAGGAGGUUGUCGACUUUGCCGUGCGGCGGAUAUGGGACACUGGCGCCGAUCUUUCGCAUUUGGCCGACUUGAAGAUCAGCGAUGCGCCGAGAAGUGCGGUGCAGCCGCGUGAGAUCUGGAUGCUUCUUCUAGCCCGUAUCUCGAGUCGAGGAGGGGAGGACAAGCGCAAGCUGAUCGGCGAGUUUGUAGCCAAGGACUUCUCCUCGCGGAGCAAGUUUGCGACCGUCUGGCUGAACGAGGAGUGGCUCGCGAAGCGCCGCGGACGAGACAACCAGUACGACGCUGGUCUCAUGGCGAUCCUGACGGCGUACAUUCCAACCCUGGAUGCGAAGGACACGAGUCUGAGCCAAUUCCUCCUCGGUCUUCCUGAGCUUCCGGAGAGUGCGAUCGACGCCAUUGAGCCGUUGUGUGAGGAUCCGGAGCGCAUGAUUGUUGGCUUCAGAGCGCUGAAGGAGCUCGCCGAGGCUCGCCCGCCUCUCCGUCCCCGCGCGGUCCAGACGCUGCUCCAAUUCUGCACGCAUCCGGAGCGCAAGGUCCGCGUCAUGGCCAUCACGACGGUGCGCUCGUGGGUGCCCAACUUCCCCAUGUCGGAGGCUGUCGUCAAGUACGCCCUCGGUGUGCUGAAGCGCCUCGCGACGGCCAAGGUGCGGGAACCGCCCAAGCCCGAGCCGGAGGAGGGCGAGGACGGGGAGAAGAAGCCGGAAACGGAGGGCGAGGCUGCAGAAGAGACGAAACCGGACGUCGAGAUGGACAGUGGAGCCGAGCCAGAGCCGGAGCCAGAACAGCCCGAGGACCCCGACGCAGUGCAGUCCAAGUAUCUCGGCGAGGUGGACCAGGACACGGUGUCGCAGUAUGUCGAGCUGCCCUUCGCGCUGUCGCGUCGCGACCAGGACCUGCUCGACGACAUUUUCGCGCUGUACCCGAAACUGUCGCCGAGCGUGCAAAAGAGCGUCGAGACGAUGCUGAUCCCGCUCAUCCGCUCGCUCGGCCCGACAAAGAAGCUGCUCGAGAUCCUGCGCACCUUCCCGAACGGCGCGGAGCGGCUCGCCUUCCGUGUCGUGACGGUUUUGUCGGCGGAGGGCAGCGGGCAGCUGCUCGCGCCGGUCGUGCGCCAGCUCAUGGCCGAGCGGCAGGUGGACCCGCGCUUCGUGAUCCCCAUCAUCAACGUGCUGGACAAGGCCGAGAUCGAGGCGCAGAUCCCACGCAUCGUCGCGCUCCUCGACAGUCCCGAGGCCGAGGACGAGGUGCGCGGCGCCUUUGCCGCGGCACUGCAGAAGAUGACGCCUGCGGACCUCCUCGUCACGCUGCAUAAUGAGCAGGCAGGGCUUAACGCCACAAAGGCAGCCAUCAGGAUCUGCUUCACGAUGACGACCGUGUUCCGCUCUGACGUGCUCGCGAACGCGAUGCAGCGCAUCGUCGACCUGCACCCCGAACAGGGUGCCGAUGCCUUACCCAAGGUCUUCAUCCGCACCAUCAUUCAGGCGCUGAAGCCGUACAAGAGUCUUGUGCCCUUUGUCGCGAACAAUAUCAUCCCGAAACUUAUUGGACGGAAGAUUUGGGAGAACCCAGAGCUCUGGGAGGGCUUCUCACUCCUCAUCCGUAUGCUCGGCCAGGCAUCUUUCGGCGCCCUCCUCCAGAUGCCCAUUGAGCAGAUCCGCCAGAUCAUCGAGAAACAGCCCGCGCUCAAGGCGCCCCUCAAGACGUUCCUCGCCAACAAGCCCGCAGCGCGUAACUCGCUCGCGGCCAUCUUUGAGGAGAAGAAGUGA